This is a messenger RNA of Cuscuta campestris, 1874 nucleotides long. The record is from the annotation of a GenBank genome assembly. Lineage: Eukaryota; Viridiplantae; Streptophyta; Magnoliopsida; Solanales; Convolvulaceae.
UUAUCCAAAAUAAAAUUCUCACUCAUUGUGUCAUUGUUGGGCACCUUGGGACUUGUAGGUGUAGAUUCAUUUGGCCAACUUCACAGUUCAGACUUCAGACCUGCUGCUUUCUUCAUCCAUGGAAGCUCUGUCUAGCAUCAGUUUCUUACCAUCGUUUUCAGAGAAGCCUUGUGUUCUCCAACCUAUCAAGACGCACACUGACUGGCAUGGCAGCUGGAAUCUGAGAUCCUGUUCCACUGCAGCGCGCGGCGUCUCCUCUUCGUUCCGCGUCUCUCGAAUUGCGGCGCUUCCCGGGGAAGAAUCCGCCGGCGGAGACGGAAUUAGAGAGGAGCUAAUUAUCCGUCUGAAUAGAGCAAAUGGAUUCGGAUUAGCUUCUGAAGGACCUCCUCAUCUGUCUCAUAAGAUAGAAGGAGACGAAGAGAGAAAAUCAGAAGUGGUGACGCCAUUUGUUGUGUCACAUGGAAGCACAAGGGCUGGGCUCUUUAGAACACCAAUAUCCGGGGGAGUGCAAAGCGCAACUUCUGCUCAUGAUUUACCUAAACCAGCUUUAGCUGUUAGAAAUCUUAUGGAGCAGGCUAGGUUUGCUCAUUUGUGCACAGUCAUGUCCCAGAUGCAUCAUAGGCGAGAGGGUUAUCCAUUCGGUUCACUUGUAGAUUUUGCACCAGAUGCUAUGGGGCGUGAGUUGUUACAUUCAUGUUUAAGAAUCAAGAGUAUUCAAUACUCCACACAUGACUUCGUUCGCCCAAAUUAGUUCUUCGUUAAAUCAUCUAUCCGAAUUUGAGAACCAGUUACCCCUAUAAGGGAAGAGUUGACAUGUGGCUGCAUACUUGGAUAUUCCAGCAUACUUAGAUGUUAAAAAAGUUUUAAGUGUUCUACUACAUUUGCUGCAGUGCUUUGAUCUAGUUGUUUUGUUUUCUAUCUGCAGAUCCAAUAUUUUCAUUCUCGCCAUUAGCUAUUCACACCAGGAAUUUGUUAGCUGAUCCAAGAUGCUCAAUGGUUGUCCAGAUUCCUGGGUGGAGUGGUUUAUCAAAUGCAAGGGUAACGAUAUUAGGUGAUGUUUAUCCUCUCACAGAAGAUCAACAGGAGUGGGCUCAUAAACAGUACAUAGCAAAGCAUCAGCAAGGUCCUUCGCAACAGUGGGGAAACUUUUAUUACUUCAGGAUGCAAAAUAUAAGUGACAUAUACUUCAUUGGAGGGUUCGGAACGGUUGCUUGGGUUGAUGUGAAGGAAUAUGAAACCCUAAAGCCCGAUAAAAUUGCUGUGAAUGGUGGUGAACAGAACCUCAAGGAACUGAACGCCCUCUUUUCGAAACCCCUUAAGGAUCUUCUGUCACGAGAAACGGAGGUGGAUGAUGUCGCUCUGAUAUCGAUAGACAGCAAGGGCACUGACAUUCGUGUCCGUCAAGGCGCACAGUUCAACAUGCAGAGGAUAUCCUUUGAAGAAGGGCACUCGGUUGAAACCCUAGAAGAAGCCAAAUCAGCACUCCGGAAAUUGAUCAAUAGAGGCAAACUCCACAAUUUGCACAGAUGAAAAAUUUCUCUGGAUUGGCUGGAGAUUGUGAAACUAGGUCUACCAAAAACCAUGUAACAGUAUUACAUGUGAGAUUUCGCUUCUGAGCCUAUGUAACAUUUGAAAAAAAAGGCAGGUGACAAAGAGAUGAUCUCAAUGGAAUUGGAGUCUCAUUUGCACAGAUACUACAUUAUAAUAGAGUUAUUAGUGUUAAAAAAACUUGCAGAAACAUAGGGUUUGUUUGGGUUUUUGGAAUCCGAACGAUACAAAAGUGCAACGGAACCCGUGUGCACCCCAUAUGGUGUGUCAAAUGAUUCCAUGUGAGUCAAGCCGGGUAGGUGGGCUGAGCGGGUCAAUGUUCGCGG